ACUCGGAACAACGUUGAGAGAUCUGUUCAUCAAAGAAUGUCAAACCCAACAUCUUUGUGUUUUUUCUAUGAACUCUCAAACUCUUCUUUCAUGGAAGUAAAUGAAGACAAGACCCCAUAUAUGCAAAAUAAUCUUCAAGGAGAAGAAACUUCAUUAGGAAAGAGAAAGAUAUCUUCAGUUGUGGAGACAGAAGAUGAAAGGGAAGUGAAGAGAAUAGCCUUCUCCUCUCAAGAACCUCUAGAAGAAGAAGAAGAAGACAUUGAUAUGAUCGAGGAAGAUCCAGAAAGAGAGGAUCAUAUAGAUAAUAACGAGAUAACCAUGGAAGACAAUGUUCUUGAAGAAGAGUAUGUUGUUGACUUUUAUGGUUUCUUUUGAAACAUUGUCGUUGACUUUAAUGUUUUUUUUUCUUCUUUUCGAAACCUAUCUUCUCUUGGCAUCUGCGUUGACUUUUUCUUAUAAUCUUUGCUUUAUUG
Messenger RNA from Brassica oleracea var. oleracea, 473 nucleotides. RefSeq lists its product as uncharacterized. The transcript is spliced from 2 exons. NCBI's taxonomy places the organism in Eukaryota, Viridiplantae, Streptophyta, Magnoliopsida, Brassicales, Brassicaceae. The coding region runs from base 37 to 375 and encodes 112 amino acids. The record is from RefSeq and is a predicted model, not a curated record.